Molecule: messenger RNA, 1727 nt
Organism: Carlito syrichta (Philippine tarsier)
Lineage: Eukaryota; Metazoa; Chordata; Mammalia; Primates; Tarsiidae
Gene: CYP7A1
Product: cholesterol 7-alpha-monooxygenase
Exons: 6
Coding region: 137-1651 (504 amino acids)
Biological process (GO): cholesterol catabolic process; bile acid biosynthetic process; cellular response to glucose stimulus
Molecular function (GO): heme binding; cholesterol 7-alpha-monooxygenase activity; iron ion binding
Source: RefSeq, a predicted model, not a curated record
CUUUGGUCACCCAAGUUCAAGUUAAUGGAUCAGGGUCCUACGUAUAUAAAAAGUCUAGCUUGAGUCUUUUCAGUGGCGUCCUUGCCUUUCUAAUCAUAGAUACUCCUCCUCAGAUAUUGUGUAUUAGAUCUGCAAAAUGAUAACCAUAUUUUUGGUCUGGGGGAUAGUUGUAGCAGUGUGUUGUUAUUUAUGGCCGAUUUUUGGAAUAAGGAAAAGGAAAAUGGGCGAACCACCUCUAGAGAAUGGGUUGAUUCCAUACUUGGGCUGUGCCUUGCAAUUUGGUGCCAAUCCUCUAGAGUUCCUCAGAGAAAAUCAAAGGAAACAUGGUCAUGUUUUUACCUGCAAACUAGUGGGAAAAUAUGUCCACUUUAUCACAAAUCCCUUGUCAUAUCACAAAGUAUUGUGCCAUGGAAAAUAUUUUGAUUGGAAAAAAUUUCACUUUGCUACUUCUGCAAAGGCAUUUGGGCACAGAAGCAUUGACCCGAAUGAUGGAAAUACCACUGAAAACAUAAACGACACUUUCAUCAAAACCCUGCAGGGCAAUGCCUUGAAUUCUCUCACAGAAAGCAUGAUGGAAAACCUCCAACUUACCAUGAGACCUCCAGUCUUUUCUAACUCCAAGAUCUCUGCCUGGGUGACAGAAGGGAUGUAUUCCUUCUGCUACCGAGUGAUGUUUGAAGCUGGGUAUUUAACUCUCUUUGGCAGAGAUCUUACAAGACAAGACGCACAAAGAACACAUAUUCUAAACAACCUUGACAACUUCAAGCAAUUUGACAAAGUCUUUCCAGCCCUGGCAGCAGGCCUACCCAUUCACCUGUUCAAGACGGCACACAAUGCCCGGGAAAAACUAGCAGAGAGCUUGCGACACGAGAACCUUCAAAAGAGGAAUCACAUCUCAGAACUGGUCAGUCUGCGUAUGUUUUUGAACGACACAGUGUCCACCUUUGAUGACCUGGAGAAGGCCAAGACGCACCUUGCCAUCCUCUGGGCAUCGCAAGCCAAUACCAUUCCGGCAACUUUCUGGAGCUUACUUCAAAUGAUUAGGAACCCGGAUGCAAUGAAAGCAGCUACUGAAGAAGUGAACAAAACACUAGAGAGUGCUGGCCAAAAAAUCAGCUUUGAGGGCAGCCCUAUUUGUUUGAAUCAAAUGCAACUGAAUAACCUGCCGGUACUAGAUAGUAUCAUCAAAGAGUCUCUGAGACUUUCCAGUGCCUCCCUGAACAUCAGGACAGCUAAGGAGGAUUUCACUUUGCACCUUGAGGGUGGUUCCUAUAGCAUCCGAAAAGACGACAUCAUAGCUCUUUAUCCACAGUUAAUGCACUUAGAUCCAGAAAUCUACCCAGAUCCUUUGACUUUUAAAUAUGACCGCUAUCUUGAUGAAAAUGGGAAAACAAAGACCACCUUCUAUAGUAAUGGACUCAAGUUAAAAUAUUACUAUAUGCCCUUUGGAUCAGGAGCUACAAUAUGUCCUGGAAGAUUAUUCGCUGUGCACGAAAUCAAGCAAUUUUUGAUUCUGAUGCUUUCCUAUUUUGAACUGGAACUUGUAGAGAGCCAUGCUAAAUGUCCACCUCUAGACCAGUCCCGUGCAGGCUUGGGCAUUUUGCCACCAUUAAAUGAUAUCGAGUUUAAAUAUAAAUUCAAACAUUUGUGAAUACAUGGUUGGAAACAGGGGACAUUAGAUGACAUUACAGGACUGCAGGAUGCCAACACUAAACAGUCCCUUUGGA